Messenger RNA from Acipenser ruthenus (sterlet), 1698 nucleotides. Its product is annotated as retinal-specific phospholipid-transporting ATPase ABCA4. The transcript is spliced from 6 exons. Bases 194 to 748 code for a protein of 184 amino acids. NCBI's taxonomy places the organism in Eukaryota, Metazoa, Chordata, Actinopteri, Acipenseriformes, Acipenseridae. Gene Ontology annotation, biological process: transmembrane transport; lipid transport. The record is from RefSeq and is a predicted model, not a curated record. Gene Ontology annotation, molecular function: ATPase-coupled intramembrane lipid carrier activity; ABC-type transporter activity. Gene Ontology annotation, cellular component: membrane; intracellular membrane-bounded organelle.
UCGUUGGACAGUCACAUACUCGUGGGCCACACAACACAAAGUGGCAGAGUGGGGCAUCCAGAAGCUGGGUCUCGUUGACUAUGCUGAACGCUGUGCUGGGACGUACAGUGGUGGAAACAAACGCAAACUCUCCACUGCUAUUGCACUGAUAGGUUGUCCUCCCCUAGUUCUCCUGGAUGAGCCCACAACUGGAAUGGACCCACACUCCCGACGCUUCUUGUGGAAUUCCAUUAUGAGUGUCAUUCGAGAUGGGAGAGCUGUGGUGCUUACAUCACACAGUAUGGAGGAAUGUGAAGCCCUUUGCACCCGUCUGGCUAUAAUGGUGAAUGGAACAUUUAAGUGUCUAGGGACUAUCCAGCAUCUCAAAUACAAAUUUGGGGACGGUUACGUUGUUACCAUGAAAAUAAAGGCAGCUAAGCCUGGAACUCCUCCAGACCUGAACUCAGCUGAAAGCUUUAUAGAGGCAAACUUUCCUGGCUGCCUUCAGAGAGAGAAACACUACAACACAUUACAGUACCAGAUCCCUUCCUCGUCCCUGGCCAAGAUCUUCCAGCUUAUUGUGUCCAACAAGGAGAAACUCAAGAUUGAGGAUUACUCUGUCUCACAGACCACUCUCGACCAGGUGUUUGUGAACUUUGCCAAGCAGCAGACAGGUGAGGAUGAGUAUCUUACUUUGCACCCCAGAGCUGCUGGGGCAAGGAGGGACAUGAAGGUAUCUCCAGUCAACACCACUGCAAAAUCAUCAUGAGGAUGUGCCAAUCGCACAUGCAAAUGGACAGUAUUCAGUUUGUCUGAUUUGGUAACAAGUGGCAUUAUACAUCACAUUUAAGAAAAUUACAAUACAGCUUAUCCUGUGUCGUCCCUUGUCAUAGAACACUUGCAUAAAAAAACACAACCUUUUUUUUUUAUGUUCAGUCGCAAUUCCUGAGUUGAUACGUUGUGUGAUUUAAUGGUACUUAAAAUAAAGUAUUUGAUUCAACAGCCUUCAUCAAAGAAAACUGAAAAAACAAAUUAUGGCUAAUAACCUACAUACAAUAACCGAGUGUUUGUUGAAAUUGGGGGUGCUGUUUUUAGCAACAGCACACUCAUACAGUGCAGUAUUUACUUAUUUUAACAAAUUCAUUUCUCAUUGCUUUUUACAGAUUUGUUUGAUUAAAAUGGUCAAACGAUACUACUACAGUAUAUAAUAUAAAUACAUAUAGUAUACAAUAGGAAUGGCACCUGAACAGUGAAAGAACUAGUCACUUCACUGGAAAACUAAAGAAAACAUUUCAUCUUUUAACUUUAUGCAAAGCACCUUUAUUUUAUUUUAUUUUUUAUUUUGCUUUAAAUGUGUGUUUAAUGCUAAGAAUAUUUUUCACAUUACAGUGCUAACAGGUAGGACUUUGCAAAUAAUCAUACACAGGUAAUGUAAAUGUGCAGAUAUUUGCUGGACUUCACUAACAAGAUUUUUUUUAUAGCAAAUAGUAACUUAUCUAUGAAUUUGUGACCAAAAUCAUUAAGCAUGUACAGAUUUCUUUAAUUUUAGUUAGAAGAAAACACACACUGUACAUAAAAAGUAAUAAAUAAAGCUAUAAUUUUAAAAAGUAGUGUGUUUUGUAGUGCACAUCAACAUUAUUCUUUGCACUUUUGUUGAAAUGUUUGUUGAUUUUGUUUGUCAUUGACAUUAACGCUAUAUAUUAAACAGAUUCCAAAGCA